AUGGAGCAACAGUUACGUGUGUGGCUGCGUUAUUGCAUACCCUUAGGCGUUUACUUGCGAGAAAAUAAUGAGAACACAGCAAAAAUAAUAACAAUAAGAAAUAAUAAGCGUGACAGAGAUCACAAGCAAGAAGCUUGGUCUCAAACGCGGCAGCAAGUCACUGUGAACGCGCGUCUACAACAAUUACACGUGUCUUUUUUGCUCUGCACCAUUUGUGUACUCUACACGCAUGGCCUGUACUGGCGUGGCUACAUACCGGGUCUCAUGCUCACUUGGAUAACAUCAACAGUUAUAUUCACUUCGCAAAUAUGCACGAAUCUGCUCAUUAUAAUGGAGACGAUUUGGAAGAGGUCGCAGCAUGAAACCUUUCUCACGCUACUCGACGAGAUUGAGGUAUCGCUGAAACUACGUUUGCGUCAAGAUGUGCAACGGCUGGCGCUAUGCAGGAAUAUGCGUGCACAUUUGGUGCAUCUGCUGGUCAUCUCACUCGCCGCCAUGACACUUUUCAUCAUCACCUCGCUGUGGCUCAAUUAUAUCGGCUACUUUUGGCACGGACUGUGGUCCAUAGUGACCAUGCGUUUGCGAUUAAUACAAAUCAUCAUGUACGUACGUAUCUUGCGUCACUAUCUGCGUUGCCUUUGUGCGAAAUUGUGUCAAAUUGAGGCGUAUCGUAGGGCGCCGGACCAACAGAUGUUGGAUAUUAAUUAUGAGAGGUUGGCCUCAUUGGAAUAUCUGUUGGCCGUUAAGGAGAUCUACAGUCUAUUGCAUAGGUGCUUUCGUUUGCUGAACAAUUUUGCCGGCUGGUCGCUGUUCAGCAUUAUAACCUGUUAUAUGUUCGAUUUUAGUUGCAAUGUAUAUUGGACGCUGUUGAGCUUUGAUGGCUUCGCACGUCGACGUUACUAUUAUAUUGCCGGACCGGCCGCCAUGUUUCCGCUGAUUGCGCUCAUUUGUCAUUUGUGUUAUUUGUGUGAUAAUUGUAUGAAGUUGGCUCAAAGGGCAGCGCAUUUACUGUGUAGAAUACAGAUAAUGAGCAAUGCGGCGCCUUUGCGCUCACAUCGUCUCGUAUUGUAUCAACUAUCUACACAGUUACAACUACAACGCAUGGAGGUGACUGGAAAGCAUUUCUUUACAUUGGAAUUACGCUUUUUGAUGGCGAUCUUCACAGCAAUUGCGAUGAAUUUGGUGAUCCUCAUACAGUUUUUGAAGUCGUAA
Molecule: messenger RNA, 1212 nt
Organism: Ceratitis capitata (Mediterranean fruit fly)
Lineage: Eukaryota; Metazoa; Arthropoda; Insecta; Diptera; Tephritidae
Product: putative gustatory receptor 39b
Exons: 3
Coding region: 1-1212 (403 amino acids)
Biological process (GO): sensory perception of taste
Cellular component (GO): dendrite; neuronal cell body; axon
Source: RefSeq, a predicted model, not a curated record